UGGGGGUUCCUUCACAUUUAUCUUUCUCAUUCCCUUAUCUCUCUCAUCAACCUCCUUCUUGGAUUCUCAUACACUUUUUUGGAUCUGUUGAACUGCUUUCUCCCCUCUGCAACUUCCAUUCUUCUCUCCACAUCAAAAUUCUCAACUCUCUCUCUUUCAAAUUCAUACAAUAACAAGUUUUCUCAAGAAUGCGUUCUCCUGGUCCACUAAAGCAAAAAAUUCUGAAGAAAUGGAUGAUGGGACUCCAAAGAUGUAAGAAGAAUAUGAGCAUCUUGGAGAGAAAAAGGGCCAUAAAGUUGUCCGCAGAUGUGGCCAUGGCUUCUUUAAGGAACGACGCGGCAUAUUGGAGUCGAGUUCUCAUUGCUAAAGCUGUGAAUGAAGCCAAUAAUAAGAAAAUAGUGCAGAAGGUUUUUACAAUAAGAACAGCUGCAUGCAACAAGAGGAUCAUCCGAAGCAAGAAGAUCCUGAAAAGGGCUCGAAGAAGGAGAAAACGUACAGCACAAGCAAGCUCUAUCACCAAAGGGUUGGUUAGGAAAAGAAGAAGAAUUUUGAAAAGUUUAAUCCCAGGGGGAGAGUUUAUGAAUGGAGUCACUUUGAUUGAGGAAACCCUAGAUUAUAUCAUAUCACUCCGAGCUCAGUUUGAUGUAAUGGAAAGUCUUGCCAGAUUUUCAGAGAAUCAGAGCCAGUGAACCUUAAUUAAGAGCAUCAAUGGUAUGCAUGUGGAGAGAGGGGGGAAAUGUGAAGGAAGAA
Hibiscus syriacus is the source of this 750-nucleotide messenger RNA. RefSeq names its product transcription factor IBH1-like 1. Bases 189 to 689 code for a protein of 166 amino acids. The record is from RefSeq and is a predicted model, not a curated record. NCBI's taxonomy places the organism in Eukaryota, Viridiplantae, Streptophyta, Magnoliopsida, Malvales, Malvaceae. Gene Ontology annotation, biological process: regulation of DNA-templated transcription. The transcript is spliced from 3 exons.